CUAGCAGGUGAGGGGUGUCCAAGUCCUCUGGCGAGUGAUUCGUGUUUGUGAGGGGUAUUGUGUAGAUUGUGAAUUGAUCGAUCUAUUAUGGGCCAGUAGACCUUCUGUAGUGCUCGACAUUUCUUAUGUUUUUGAGUCAGUUGUAUGUCCAACAUAAUGGAGAAUAGCACCUGUGGUGUGUGCAGUCUUACAUAUGACACGGAGCAACAUGUUCCCUUGGUAAUGAAGUGUGGUCACGACUACUGUAAGACAGUGCCUGCAGAAGUUGGUGAAGAAGGAGAGCUUGACGUGCCCUUUUCCCGCCUGUAGGGCUCGCUACGAGAAACUCAAUAUGAGUGAACUCACGAAGGUCCUCGGGUUGAUCCCUAAAACGAAGAUACCGGUACCUCGAAUUGUCUCACCUACCACUGACACUUCAAUUCAGGAGCGAGGAGAGAGCAGAUAUCAUUGCCACAGGACCUUCCCUGCAUUACUGACUUCCAUACACACUUGCACUAGACAUACAAAGUACCAAACAUAUCGUGGAACGUACAAGCCAAUUGGUCCUACCUUGACUGCCGAAAAUUGGAAUUUAAGUCACAACAGCCUAGUUUACUUUCCAGGGCUUGAAAUGGAGAACUACCAGACGACAGUGGGAAGAGAGGACCAAUCAUCAAGCUCUGGAGUUAGUUCUAUGUCCGAUAGAAGCAACAAAAACACAUGUGGGGUGUGCUGUCAGAAGUAUGCGCCAGGAAAGCAUGAUCCCCUUCUGCUUCCCUGCGGUCACGACUUCUGUAGGAUGUGCCUGGAGAAGCUCGAGACGGCGGAGGGCUUACUGUGCCCUUCUCCCACCUGCGGGAAUCACCACUGUACACUCAAAGUGAUCAACCUCGCUAUCAUCUACGACAUACUCCGCGACACACAUUCUACACCUCAGACACUCUACACUCGCUCUCAGGAACUGCAGGUGAAGAUUAUUGACAUGAUGGGCCACAUGGGCUCCAUUAAGAUCUCUCUGGGGGAAACAAUCGGCGACGUGAAGAAGAGACUCGAGGCCAGGUACGGCAGUAACCCUGUAGAGACGAGCAUCAUCUUCAAGGGCAUCACAAGGCAUGACCAAUGUACCAUACAGGAGCUAGGCCUUACAACUGGAAGCACCCUCCAGGUGACCUCCAUCUUCUUGGGUGGAGGAGAGCUAUAUUUCGCUUUACCCAGAGCUAAAUGUACUCUGUAAUAAAGGUUUUGGCCUAUAUAUCUACCAUGCUUAUCGGUAAUUUCCUGCCAUUCUACAUGGGACACGACUCUACAAGUAUCGACAACCAGGAAGAGGACUGGGAUUCGAGAUGUGUAAACAAGCAGAGUGGCAGGAUUGUAGGCAAAGUCACAACUGACUCCUUCAUUCCCGAAGGAUCGAAGACGCUACUCGUGACGAAAGGACCGUGUUUUUUUUUUUUUACCUACACCUUACUGGCAACACCAUACCAGCUCCGGAGUGGCAUGAUUAUUAAAGAGUAUUGUAUACAAAAUAAUGCAAGCGAAAAGUCAGUUGAAAAAUGCUUGCUAGCACCACUAUGUAUAAGAAGUAGUGUAAGCGAAUGCAACUCUGCAAGUUAAAAAAAAAUCAAUAACAAGUUGCUUUAGUUAUAAUUCUCACAUUAUCUGGAUUUGGUAUACGACUGGUAAAUUCAGAAUGGAUUCUGACAGCUGAAUGAGGUAUUAAAUAUUAGAUACGCAGGAAAUAACUUCCAAAAUUUUAAGUUUACUUAAAUGCUGGUUAUUUGUGUACUGAUCCAGCCAAGUAUUGUGAUUCUUUAUUCUUUGAAUCCAGAUGAAUUUAAAAUGAUAGCUAAAACAUAUAAUAUGGUGGAAUAUUUCACCCACCUGUAGCCCUUCCCCUGGGGAU
Molecule: messenger RNA, 1882 nt
Organism: Cherax quadricarinatus
Lineage: Eukaryota; Metazoa; Arthropoda; Malacostraca; Decapoda; Parastacidae
Molecular function (GO): protein binding
Source: RefSeq, a predicted model, not a curated record